UUUACUUUCAUAGUUUUGUUUAUUUACAAGCGAAUUCUCAAAUAAGUAUUUUAAACAUUUACUGAUUUUUUAUUUAGUAAUUAAAAGAUAAUCGUGUUCAGUUUUCAAAGUAAAUUCUUAUAUAUUUGACAUAUUGUAUUGUGACGUAAUUUUAUAUGUACUUUAGUAAUGACAGGAAUUUUGCAGAAAGAUUAUAGAACGGUGAGUAGGUAAACGAUUUUCAAAGAUGUAAACAUCAUUAACUCAUUUGUCGAAUAAAAUAAAUAAAAUUCCAAAUAAAUGCUAUUAUAAAGUUGUCUAGUGAUCAAUGGAUAAUUCCAAGAUAAAUGGAGACUUUCCCUGAUCUUAAGUUGGAUAAAAAAUUUGGAAAUUAUUUAUUCAGAUAUUUCAAUGUCCGUGAUGAUAUUCCCCCUAAUCUGUUAAUGUCAGGAGCCUUUUCGUUGAAAACUGCCUUCAUAAGAUUGCUUGUGAUUGCCUACCCAAGUGUUGUUGUGUUUCAACAAAAUAGUCAAAAUGAUUUAUUGAAAGCCGUAGUAAGCUUAUAAAUACAUCUACUCUUCUAACUCAGUUCGUUGAUGAGCUUUGUCUGAUACUUAUAUCACCUAUAGAUCAUUGUGAAUAGUUUUCGAAUACACAUAUUGUUCACUUAUUCAUUCAUAAGAUUGUACACCAACUCUGCAUUUAUAAAUGCUCAGUAUAGUAUACUAUAGUAUUUCCAUAAUUAUUUAUUUUCUCAUGAAUGUUUUGUGCUUUUUUAAAAAUCUGGGCGGAAUAUUCUAUUACUAACUUGGAUGAAAUUAUCUGUCUGACCGAAAACAAAUUUACUUUGCUUAGUAUAUUUUUCCUCAAGAAAAUUAAUCCUGUAUAUCAGUUUACGAAUAAUUUUUUUUACAUGAUGUAAUAAAUGAGGAUAUGCUUAACCUCUAGACUACUGAGUCGGCAUCCAACGGUUUUAAUUUCUAACUUCAAUCAAUAUACUCACUGAAGACAUUGAUGGACGGUUGCUCAAUAUCGCGGAUUGAUUGAUGGGAAUUUUAUAGAUCCAGGGUCAUCAAAGCAUCCUUCAAAACAAAGAUGUAGGGAAUCACGUUGAAUGAUAUCCAAUGUUAUAAACCCACCAGCUUCAGAUCAUCACCUGGUGGUGGCCAAGAUGAAACUACAGCCAGAGAAACACUGGACAAACAGCAUUACAAAGGUUCAUCACAGCCUUCCAACGAGAAACUAACAAACUCAAUGAAUUCAAGAUGACUUCCAACAACAGGUUGCAAGCCUUACAGGAUCCACUGAAAUAAGAAGAAAUUACUAUGGAGGAUGACUGGAAGGGAAGUGAAGAAGCAUUAAAUUCAACGUGUCAUGAGGUGCUUGGCUGCAAGAAGCAUCAUCAUAAGGAAGGGAUCUCUAUCGAAACCAUGCACAAUAUUCAAGAUAAAGAAGUACAAGAAGACAGCAAUUAACAGCAGUAAUGUGUUUCCUUCAGACAACCAGCAUGACAGCGAUUCUGCCUUCUCACAAGGAGGGUUGAGGUUAGAAAAGGUCAACCAUAAAAACACACACGUUGCCUUAUCCCACGGAUUUCCGUCUCCGGCGAUAAGGUCCCAACAACUACGGAGCUAACACGAAAAUUAUCCACAAAAAAGUCGUGUGUGACCGACCUCAAGCAGUCCUUCAACGGGCACUGCGGAUACGCCCUCAGGUCACUAAGACCACCUCUAACCCGACUUCCGUUUCAGGCACCUCUAGAAGAGCCCUUCCACGGUGUGGACAACCGGUGAGUAAUAACCACCCUCACACCUUUAACAGAGCUCAAGAUCAUUGUAUUCAUAACCAAUCAACCCAGAUUUUGCUUGCAAAUACAUACUAACAGCUGUGGAAACAUCAGCGAAAUCUAUUAGUGAUAUGAACCAAAAGUUUAUGAAAAACCAAUGGGCUUCCGCUGCAUCUAUUGCAGUGAUAUACUCUCGUAAACGUAUCCCAUCAGGCUCCGAACAUGACGAUGAACAAAAACAAAUCAGAUAUAGAUUAACCGAAAGACAAACGAACGACCGUGAGCAGUGGUGGGCAACGAAAGCAAGAGAGAUGGAAGAGGCACUGACUGUAGUUAGCACCAGAUAGAUUUUAAGACUGAUAAAAGGAACUAGAAUUAAGAAGUCAAGUGUAAGAGGGACGAUUUCUGAAAACAACGACACUUAUCUGCUCUCAGUCCAGACGUUUAGAACGAUGGUUGGAACACGUUAAGGAGCAGUUCAACUGGCCUUCAGCUACUCUACAGCUGCCCACCAUUUCCAAACAGCCUGGAUGGAACACUAAAAUAUGCCCUCCACUCUGAUUGACGUUCAAAAAGCUACAGCUAACCUGAGACGAGGAAGAGCAGCUGGUUCAGAUGGAUGGACUCCAGAGGUCUUCAAAGAUGCUGAUCCAGUUUUAGCGACUAGGUUGACUAAUAAUUUAGCUAAAAUGUGGGAACUGAAUGCAAUCCCAUCUGACUGGUCGGAAUCAUUGAUCAUCCCAAUCUAUAAGAAAGGAUCGAAAUCAUCCUGUGAUAAGCAUAGGGGGAUUAGUUUGUCUAAUAUAUCAUUUAAAACACUAGCCUCAAUAAUUAUCGGACGCCUAACAAGAAAUCGUGAACAACAAUUAAGAGGAAACUAGGCUGGCUUCAAACCUGAUCGUAUCUACAUCGACCACAUAUUCACCAUUUGUCAGGUUUUAGAACACAGACAUGUUUAUCGGAAUCGAACAAUGAUAGUUCUACUUGACUUAAGGCGGUAUUUUACUCUAGACCGAGAUGUUCUGUGGCAGUGUCUGUUAUUGAAAGGUGUACCUCAGAAGUACAUAAACCCUGUGAAGGUUCUUUACUCGAACACUAUUAGUCGAUCUGUUGUCUGAUCUCCAUUUUUGUUUAAUUUUAUCAUUGACCGAUGCGUAUAUGUGCCUGGUCCUACAUCGUAACUGACUGACUUUUAAUGAAACAACUUAUUUUCACAUAAAACUGACAUAUGAAAGAGGUAUAGAGAAAAUGUUUGUUUAUAUGUUUUUCUUCGAAACACUGCAUACAUUCGAAGGUCUAUCAACAUGUGAUAACCACCAUCAAAUGUUCAAUACUCACUUGAUUAUGAGAUAACAUAACAUUUGAAUGUUACAAUGCUCUGAUUCGGAAAUUCGUUUAUUUAUUCGGCGGACUGAACAUUUAUUGUUUACCUUGGACUUCUUUCAACCCAAUUCGAUUGCUUCUUAAUCUUUUCUAAUCGAUUUUUAUCUGUUUCUUCUAUGAUAGAAAUACGGAUCUGUUAUUUGAAAAACAACGUCUCAUAUUUUAAUACUGUAGCCUGUUUGGUAUAACCGACCCUUUUCAUCACAAACUGACAAUUAUAUCGUGCGUGUGAACUCGCGACACUACGGAUCAUCGUUGAACAAUGAUUUAAAUGGAACUCGUCACUAUACAUCAACUUCAUUGAUUAUGAGAAAGCGUUUGACAGCGUGAAUAGGGAGGACAAAAUUGAAACUUCUUUGACACUAUAGUGUACUUGAGAAGAUCAUCAAUAUCAUGCGGAAUUCACACGACGGAGUACAGUGCAAAGUGGUGCAUGGAGGACAGCUGACAGAUGUAUUCUAAGUGAGGACUGGAGUCAGACAAGGCUGCUUACCCUCCCCCUUUCUCUAUCUUCUGGUGGUUGACUGGAUAAUGAAAACCAUGACACCUGAGAGGAAGCACGGAAUACAAUGGGCGACUUGCAUGCAACUAGACGAUUUGGACUUGGCAGGUGUUUUUCCACGGUCAACGAACAACCAUAUUUUACUUUCACUUCAUAUCAGUUUGUGUGUGGAUCGCGUUUUCUAUCCGUUCGGCCAUCAUCGACUUUUCAUUAUCACAAUACUUUGAAUCAUUGUAAUGAUCUUCUGUUGCAACCUGCCUUUAUUGCUGGUAGUAGUCAACGUAGCUAAAGGAAGUUUAGUCGAUGUAAACAUAUAGUUUCUUAGUUGCUUCAGCAUUUCAGUUGAUCACAUCAUCAUGCAGUAAAAUUGGUUCAUUAAUCAUCCUGAUGUUUCUUUAUAUUAGCAGAUAUGUUUAUUGACUGCUGUU
This is a messenger RNA of Schistosoma haematobium, 4078 nucleotides long. RefSeq lists its product as uncharacterized. The coding region runs from base 2311 to 2646 and encodes 111 amino acids. Lineage: Eukaryota; Metazoa; Platyhelminthes; Trematoda; Strigeidida; Schistosomatidae. The transcript has 2 exons. The record is from RefSeq and is a predicted model, not a curated record.